Molecule: messenger RNA, 573 nt
Organism: Coffea arabica (coffee)
Lineage: Eukaryota; Viridiplantae; Streptophyta; Magnoliopsida; Gentianales; Rubiaceae
Source: RefSeq, a predicted model, not a curated record
AUGCGUCUGCAAACAGCCGCAGAUGAAAUCCGUUACAAGACCUUCCCCAUGUUUCUGAAGGGGAGGGCCCGGCUCUGGUUCCAGGGUCUAGCACCAGAGUCCAUCCGAAGUUUUCCCGAACUGGCCAGGCAGUUCGUCGCCCAGUUCGUCUCUUCAAAGACCUAUUCGAAGAACGCGGCUCACUUGAUGGCAAUCAGGCAGAAGCCGGACGAGUCCCUGAGAAAUUUCAUGGCUCGCUUCAACACGGAGAGCCUGCAGAUCAGGGACAAGGAUGAGAAGGUGGUGAUGGCUGCCUUCAUGAACGGGUUCAGGGCAGAGGAGCUCUUCUACAAGUUGGCUGAGAAGUCUCCCGGAGAUCUGGAAGAGCUCCGGACCAGAGCGCACGCAGCCGCUAACGCAGAGGAGGCGGCACGCCUGAAGAGAGAGUCAGAUAAGGAGAUCGGAAAUCGGAGAGGACGUGAAAACCUCCCUGAAAACAAGGACGGCCCGGCUAAGAAGAAUGUUUUUGACCGACUCUCAAAGGAGAAAACCCCCGCUCAACGGCCGCUUCCGGAAAAGGGGUACACCCCCUAA